Molecule: messenger RNA, 855 nt
Organism: Phytophthora nicotianae INRA-310
Lineage: Eukaryota; Oomycota; Peronosporomycetes; Peronosporales; Peronosporaceae
Exons: 2
Coding region: 1-855 (284 amino acids)
Source: RefSeq, a predicted model, not a curated record
AUGAAGUGGAAGAUUCGAGGCAAAUCCGUUGACGGUGUUACUAAGCUACUAGACUUUCGCACCAACAAGUAUCUCGGCGAGAAGUUCCAGAUUCUGGACGACUACGUCACGCUCGUUAAGCAAUCUGAUGAUACCCUGUUUAGUACCUUGAUUAAAAGGAGCAAAUCCCGCUACGAUAAAAAAGUCACUAAACUGGAGGAUAUUCUCAUCAGUCAGUGGACACGUAAAGGUGAAUUACCGGCAAACGUCCAUGGAUGGUUACAUCUCUACAGAAGCGUGGAUGACGCUUUUACACCGAAUAACCUGAACAGGUUCGUGAAGUAUGUCGACGACUUUAACGCGAAGAAUCCCAACAAGGAAAAACCAGUGAUAGAUCUGUACACGCGGGCUUUUGGAGACGCUCCUGUGCUGAGUAAACUCAUAGCGGCAAUGGACGACUCGACUGCUAAUGCGGCAGCGAAGAAGUUGCUGGUAGAGAGCUGGAUCAAGAACAAACAGUCUGUUGACGAUGCGCUCGCGAUGCUGAAUAUUAAUAUUGGUCAAUCCUCGACGAUAAUCAACCACAAGAUUGACGCGCUAGAACAGCUCGAUAACGUCAAGGGUGCAAAGCCAAGUGUUAUCAAGACGCUGACUAAGACGGUUGGUGGAAAUAGAAUGCUGGCAAAGAUUUUGGAAAGGACGGAAGCUCCAACGUUGCAGAAGAAACAGUUUAUCAUGUGGAUAGAUGAUGGCGUCACACCGGGGAACUUUAUGGCCAAGAUAUACAAGGAUGCUGCAGUGGAUUCUGUUGAGAAGAAGAAUAUUGCGACCAAGUUUACGGCGUUCUACGAGAGUCAGAAAAGCCUGAUUGCUUAA